ACACACACACACACACACACACACACACACACACACACACACACACACACACACACACACACACACACCGACGCGUCGAAGCGUCUGUGCUGCUGUCGGUAAUAACGGAGACCGUGUGUUCACCAUGUCGGAAGAAUUCAGACCAGAGCUUCUAUCCGAGGUCAAAACCGGAACGACGAUCAUCGCCAUCGAAUUUAACAGAGGUGUUGUUCUGGGCUCUGACUCGCGAGUUUCUGCUGGGGCGACGGUGGUGAACCGGGUGAUGAACAAACUGUCCCCCCUCCACGACAAGAUCUACUGCGCUCUGUCCGGAUCAGCCGCGGACGCGCAAACCAUCGCCGAGAUCGUCAACUAUCAACUGGAUGUGCACAGUACCGAGAUUGGUGAGGAUCCACGGGUUCGUUCAGCUGCCAGUUUGGUGAGAAAUAUCUCCUACAAAUACAAGGAGGAGCUAUCUGCACAUCUCAUUGUGGCCGGAUGGGACAAAAAAGAAGGAGGACAGGUGUUUGCGACCCUGAACGGUCUCCUGACGAGGCAGCCGUUUGCAGUCGGCGGUUCUGGCAGUUCUUAUGUUUACGGGUUUGUUGACGCUGAGUAUCGCAGAGGCAUGAGCAGGGAGGAGUGUCAGCAGUUUGUCACCAACACUCUGUCUUUGGCCAUGAACCGGGACGGUUCCAGUGGGGGCGUGGCCUACCUGGUCACCAUUGAUGAAAAUACCACCGAGGAGAAAGUCAUUCUGGGAAAUGACUUGCCGGCCUUCUUUGAUCAGUGAUGGGUGUUCUUUGAUGUGGAGAGAGCCGGUGAUGUUCAUAGAGUUUUUGUUUUUGCUCAUUGUUGCCGUAGCGACACAUCUUUUGGUUCCGCUGCCAAGGGCUUGUCAACUGUUAAAUAAGAAUAGUUUUAAUUAGCCAGAUAAAGUAGACUCUGUAUAAAGGACUUUUUAAAAAAUUCUAUCAGAAAUCUUUUGUGUGUUUGUGUAAUUUAAAAUAUUUUCACGCUUCAGAUCAAGGUGGUGGUUCACCAUUUAGAGACUUUAACAUAUAAAUCCUACUUUAAGUGACGUUUACUAAGAUGCCAAAAGAAACUGAACUGAACACCUGCUAAACUUAGUCCCUGUGUAAUCUUGAGCAGUGAGCUUGGAUUAGAUCCACAGCAUCACGUGAAGAUUUUUAAAUAUAACGCAAUGCUAAAAUACCCUCGGCCAUAUGAGUAUUGUGUUCUUUAUAAUUUGUAGUUGUUUAAUUAAUUAUUAAGAUAAUUUUGUCUUAUGUACAGUUUGUACAUGUUCUAAUCAAAUCAUCAUUUGUUCAUGUUGUGAAAAUCAAGGGAUAUUUGUAGAUCUCCCUCUCUGCAUUUGCAGUUAUUAAUGAGACAAAUUUAACUGCAUAGGAUGUUAGCUUUGAGUUAGCGAAAAUUAGUGUGCAAGCUAACGUCCACAAAAUGUCUUGUAAAUGACUCCAAAGGUGUUAUCAGGUCACAAAAACAGCAUUUUCUGUUUUAGAACUGUUUAUUUCUCGCUAGCUUUUACAUAAUAUACCAGAAACGAAGCCGUUAGCAAGUGAUGUCACCAUGCUAACCUACGCAAACUGUCUUGUGACAUUUAGAGGUGUUAUUCGAUUCCAAAAAUAGCAUUUUCUGUUUUAGAAGUGUUUAUUUCUCACUAGCUCUUACAUAGCAUAUGAGAAACAUGUAUAUAAACACACAAAAUGAAGCAGUUUUGAUGAGAGCAGUGGCUGACAUCACGGUGCAGCUCUACUCUGAUUGGCUGUUACCCGUGUCACUCAAACACAGUAGGGAUCAGAUUGAAACGGAAUGCGACUUUUUAACCUCUUAAAAUACAUCAAGGUUAGCCAUCUUUGAACUUGUCCAAGGUCCGUGUCCCAAGAAUGUUCCCUUUGAAUUUCAAGUGUCUGGCAGUAAUAUAACUGGACUUAUGCUGAGCACAGACAGACAGACGGACAAAAAGCCUUCGCAAUACCCGAUUGCGAUAUUUGAUGGCCAUCGGGUAAAAAUUACUUUUCAACACAAGACAAUUGGACAAUUCUUUUCCUCUGACUGAAAGCACUGCGAAAAACAUACAUUUGUCAGAAGAUUUAUAGUUAUUAUAUAAUCACGUCUUUGCUUGAUGUUACGUGUUUGUUUGUCUGUCCAGCACGGGCACAUCAUAAAACACAUCAACAUAGAUCAAGAAUCUGAAGUCCCAGCAGCAUGUCUGAGGACUCUGAGGUCAAGGUUAAAUCUGGGGAAAUAAUCCUUUCACUACAUUACCUCAAACUCUGUGAAAGUAAUUUACAUGGACCCAAAAUCAUAUCAAAGAGCACAUAUUUGACCUUUGACCUUGACCUUUAAAACUGGAAAACACACACACCAAAAGGUUUCUUACCCAUAAUUGUGGUGGAGGGAACAACAAAAUCUAAAGUAGGAAACCUAUAACUCUUUCAUAAUGACCUGCUUUCUCUGAGGUCAAGAUCAAAAGGAAGGUCUCCCCAAAAAAGGCAAAAAAAAACAAAAACAAAAAAUGUUUUUAUUGUAACUUGGUGUUUAACUAAGCCUCCAAAAACAGUAGGGCACAAAUGGCAGUUUAGUAUCACAGGGAAAAAGUUUCACAGGAAAAAAAUCCACACCCUUUUUUUUGUGUAGUUGUCAACUUUUAUAAACAACCAACAGUGGCCGUAGUAACCAUUAGCCUCUUCUUCUUCAUAUUUAAAGUAAUAUAUAAAAUAAUAACUGCAAAUUAUAUAAUGAUAAAAGAUCUCAAUAUGGCUCAAAAUAGGAGGUUUACGGCUCCUCAUCUGUAUCUAUUAGAAGCCAAAAUUUUAAAGCUGAAUUUAUAGUUUUUACAGAGUUACUGACAAUUAGGAGGCCCCACUAACUCACUGACUGACUCACUGACUGAGUCCAUCCCAGCAAAUACACUACGUAAAUGUAAAGUUGUGUUUUGGUUAAGGUUUAUCAUUGCUGCUACAUAGUUUCGUAGAGUUUACAGAGGUUACCACAAUGUUGUAUUUUUAUAUUAUACCCCGACAUUCACAGCAAACAGUUCUACGCUGUUAUAUCGUCAUCGCAACAUCACUUCUUAGUAAUGAUGACGUUCAUGAGUUUCAAGGUAAAUAAACAUAUACGAGUAUGACUUGGAUAAAACCCGACCCUACUGAAGAUUUUCAAGGAACAUAUCGGUUCCACUUAUCUGACAAUGUUGCUGCAACAUUCCUGGGACUCUUUCAAAUUAUGUAGCAACGUCACUUUCUAACAUUAUCAUAUAUACAAUUUUGUGGCAACUUCUGUAAACUCAGUGUUGUAGCAGUGUAAAUUUGUUCGUUGGGAUUAGGUUUAUGCUUUCCUUGGUUUUCCCUGAGGGGGAUCACAGCAAGUAAGAUGUCCACUAAUCACCCACAUGCCUGAUUUUUCAAUUAGAAACACUGCAUUCUGAUUGCUUUCAUUAAAAAUAAGUGUGAGUAGUGAAUCAUAAUGAGUCCCUAUAAUGUGAACCUUGAAUGAAAAUAAAAAAAUGUUUUGAAAUAUUUGUAUUUCAUUUGUUGUCUAGUAAAAAUCUAUUUUUA
Messenger RNA from Thalassophryne amazonica, 3560 nucleotides. It is a transcript of the gene psmb9a, whose product is annotated as proteasome 20S subunit beta 9a. Gene Ontology annotation, molecular function: threonine-type endopeptidase activity. The coding region runs from base 125 to 772 and encodes 215 amino acids. Gene Ontology annotation, cellular component: proteasome core complex. The transcript has 6 exons. The record is from RefSeq and is a predicted model, not a curated record. NCBI's taxonomy places the organism in Eukaryota, Metazoa, Chordata, Actinopteri, Batrachoidiformes, Batrachoididae.